CACAUCAAGAAACCAAUUGCUCCUUCGUUUGUGGCAGAAUGGGCCAUUGCCAACAAGGCCUGAAACUCAAAGUCAAAGUUCAAGCUCAGUCCAACAACACUGGAACUUCUCCUCCACCUAUUUCUCCACCAUGCCCUCAUUCUCCUCCUAGUCCACCUGAUGAUAAUGGCUCAACCAAAUGUAGAAGUGAAGCUGCUGGACCAAGUGUUGUUGAUCUAGAAUUCCAUGAUUCACUUUCUGAAGAUGCACUUCAACAAGCUGUCUUUGAGGUAAAGUCUUUUGAUAAUCAGAUUUCAAUUUUUUCAUAUCUUGGUGAUGCUGAGAUUCAUGAAACCGAAGUCAGUUUGAGCAAUCGAAAGCUUAGUCCAUCACGGCAAUGCGUAAGCUCAGGGCCUUGUUUUUUAAUUCUCCUUUGAUUUUUUAUGAUUUCAAACAGAAAAGACCAUUCUCAUUCAAGACUUCGUUUGGAUUCUCCAUUUCCACUCUUGCAAAACCAGAGUAUUUUGGUCACGGAAUUUCUUUCAUUAUAAGCCCAGCAAUAGCUUCUAGAGAUGGUCCGUUUGCGUACCCUAAGAAUUUCUUUGGAUUGUCAAUUGAUACCAAUCUGGAUCCAUUUGGUACACCAACUGAACUGUACAUUCGACUGUUUAACAACAGUUCCUCCGCUUUAGCUUCUGCAAAAUUUAUCGAAGAUAUACGUAGCGGUGAGGAGUUUACAUGUUGGGUAGAAUUUGAAGCUAUAACAGAUAUCAUGAUGGUUUAUCUUGACGUAGGAUUUAUCAAACCAGUACAGCCCUUGUUAGUAACUAGAGGUGAAGCACUUGAUCCAUUAAGUUCAAAUAAUGGAAUCCAUUUUGUCGGAUUGACUGGUUCAUCAAAUGGAUGCACAGAGGUUUAUCAGAUUCAUUCCUGGGCUCUUAAGAUGGAGCAGAAUAAGGUUGAAGAGGAGGUUAAUUUGGAGCAGUAGAUCUAUGCACGGUAUAAAGCUUAUACGGAUAAUACUAUACUUUCAACUUUAGUAGUGAUCGCAGCUUUUGUAGUAGGUGUAGCAGGGGCAUCUCUGUACUUAGACCAGAAAAAAUUGAAGGUGCAAGGGCUGCAGUGACAGUUGUUUUUCUUUAUGUUUCCUAUUAUCAAUUUUGACAUUUGUUUCA
This is a messenger RNA of Medicago truncatula (barrel medic), 1154 nucleotides long. RefSeq lists its product as uncharacterized. Lineage: Eukaryota; Viridiplantae; Streptophyta; Magnoliopsida; Fabales; Fabaceae. The record is from RefSeq and is a predicted model, not a curated record. The coding region runs from base 39 to 416 and encodes 125 amino acids. The transcript has 2 exons.